GUCUGCCUGCGUAUCCGUCCCAACAUGGCGAAACCUUAUGGAGCUCCUCUCGGUGAGAGCGCGCACUAACAUACAGCCCACCUUAGCUGCGGUUCGGACUUCGGUACCGGACAGAAGUCGAACUUUCUGCUGUCAUCGUUGCUAUCGCACUUGCAGCGGUUCCGACUGUUUCCUUGACUGACACCAUGGUCGCGCCACCGGCGCUGCCACACAGGCGCGGAUAAAUGCGGCAACGCAGGCGACGCUCUGUCCGCGCGAUCAACACCGAGUAGCAGUGAGUGAGAGAGCGAGACGCCCCGGAGCAGCGCGGGGCUGGAUUUCUAACGCGAGUGCCGCGCGGCAGCGCAGAGAGAAACUCCCUCUGGGGCCCAGACGAGCUAAGAGAUGAACCGAAUCAGAACUACGAGACGAACCGAAUCAGAACAGAUGAGCUAAGAGAAGAACCGAAUCAGAACAGAGGACGAUAAAGAACCGGAUCAGAACAGAGAGAACAACCGGAUCAGAUCAAAGAACCGGAUCGCUUCAGUGGACUAUAAAGAACCAGAUCGGAUCGGUGGGCGAUAAAGAACUGGAUCGGAUCAGAGGGCGAUAAAGUGAAAUGGGCGAAUCUGCCGCUGCCACCACCGGGGACUCCUUGCCGUAGCGGUGAGGGGAUCGGCGGGAUGGCAGCCUCCAGCAACUCCAGCCUCUCCGGAUCCUCUCUCUCCUCCGAUCCAGAAGAUUUCCAGCCCCCCAUAUGGAAGUCCUACUUGUACCAGCUCCAGCAGGAAGCUCCUCGUCCCAAGCGGAUCAUCUGUCCUCAGGAGAUGGAGAGUCGGCCCCGACACUACGGCAGAGAGUUCCAUGGAAUGAUGUCUAGGGAAUGUGCAGACCAGCUGCUCGGUGGAGCUGAGGGGGCGUAUCUGAUCCGGGAGAGCCAGAGGCAGCCUGGGAGCUACACGCUAGCCCUGAGGUUUGGAAGUCAGACUCUGAACUACCGGUUGUUCUACGACGGGAAGCACUUUGUGGGGGAGAAGCGGUUUGAGUCGGUGCACGACCUGGUGACGGACGGCCUGAUCACGCUGCACAUCGAGAGCAAGGCGGCGGAGUACAUCGCCCGCAUGACCACCAACCCCAUCUACCAGCACGCCGGCUACAGCUCCUUGCUACGCGACCGCAUCACGCACAGGCUGGGCCGCGCCCGCACCGAGCCCAAACGGGUCACCUUCCAGCAGGACGAGAAGGUGGUGACAUCAUCACCCUCGCCACUGGACCGGCCGAGCGUUCUGAAGGACUGUCCAGACAAACACUGCAGCUACGACAAGGUGCACAACUUCAAGGUUCAUACCUUCAGAGGACCCCACUGGUGUGAGUACUGCGCCAACUUCAUGUGGGGACUCAUCGCCCAGGGAGUCCGCUGUUCAGACUGUGGUUUGAACGUGCAUAAGCAGUGUUCUAAGCUGGUCCCCAGCGACUGCCAGCCGGACCUGCGCCGGAUCAAGAAGGUGUUCAGCUGUGACCUCACCACGCUAGUGAAGGCGCACAACACACACCGCCCCAUGGUGCUGGACAUGUGCAUCCGCGAGAUAGAGCACCGAGGGCUGAGGUCGGAGGGUUUGUACAGAGUUUCUGGUUUCACUGACCACAUAGAGGACGUCAAACUGGCUUUUGACCGAGAUGGAGAACGAGCAGACAUCAGUGUGGCAGCGUACGCCGACAUCAACAUCAUCGCUGGAGUUCUGAAACUCUACCUGAGAGACCUGCCCAUCCCCGUCAUCACCUACGACCUGUACAACACCUUCAUCCAGGCCGCAAAGAUCCCAGACCCUGAUGCCAGGCUAGAGGCGAUCCAUGAGGGCCUGCUGCAGCUCCCACCGGCCCACUAUGAGACUCUCCGAUACCUGAUGAUGCACCUCAAGAGAGUGACGCUGCACGAGAAGGAGAACCUGAUGAACGCGGAGAACCUGGGCAUCGUGUUCGGGCCCACGCUGAUGCACCCCCCCGAGCAGGAGACCCUGGCCUCCCUCAACGACAUGCGCUACCAGAAGGUCAUCGUCCAGCUGCUGAUCGUCCACGAGGACGUCCUGUUCUAAAGCCACGCCAGGAGGACCAGUUCUAACUGUUCUAACUGUUCUAACUGUUCUAACGCCACGAGGACGUCCUGUUCUAGUGCCACGCACGAGAACGUCCUGUUCUAACCACACGCACGAGAACGUCCUGUUCUAAAGCUACGCACGAGAACGUCCUGUUCUAAAGCCACGCACGAGAACGUCCUGUUCUAAAGCCACGCACGAGGACGUCCUGUUCUAAAGCCACGCCAGGAGGACCUGUUCUAACUGUUCUAACUGUUCUAACGGCAC
Messenger RNA from Sardina pilchardus (European sardine), 2339 nucleotides. It is a transcript of the gene chn2, whose product is annotated as chimerin 2. The transcript has 13 exons. Lineage: Eukaryota; Metazoa; Chordata; Actinopteri; Clupeiformes; Clupeidae. The coding region runs from base 663 to 2072 and encodes 469 amino acids. Gene Ontology annotation, molecular function: GTPase activator activity. The record is from RefSeq and is a predicted model, not a curated record. Gene Ontology annotation, biological process: regulation of small GTPase mediated signal transduction; signal transduction; positive regulation of GTPase activity.